AUGACGUCAAAAAGUGAUGAAAUUCACGACUCGAUCAUCUUCUCCGACGAGUUUUUUGGCACGAACCAGGGCACCGUGACGACGGGGUAUUUUGCGAAUUGGAUCGGGUUGGGUAACAGCCCAACGAGACGCCAGUUCCAACAAGCGAGCAGGACACCAUUCACCGAGCAGGAUAUUCAGUCCAUACUCUCAUCACCAGCGGCUGCGCGCCUGCUCGCCUUCUCCGCUCAGCGAAACACGUGCCCGAAUAACGGGGCGCUGCUCAACAACCUCGAGCUGUACCACGGUAUGCCGCACGUCUUCAUCGGCGGCGACAUGUUCAACCCCCGCGGACAC
Molecule: messenger RNA, 336 nt
Organism: Mesorhabditis spiculigera
Lineage: Eukaryota; Metazoa; Nematoda; Chromadorea; Rhabditida; Rhabditidae
Source: the annotation of a GenBank genome assembly